AUGGCAGUUGCAGGUGUUUUAGAGAUGUGUUAUAAUGCACUACAUAAAUCUGGUGGUGAAAACAUUAUUAUUUCACCACAAGAUUUAGUAAAUAACUAUCUGACUAACGAUGAAGUCGAACACCUGAGAGAUAAUCCAAGAUAUCUGGAGCACCUAGGAGUUACUGGAUUGGAUCAUAAAGACUGCUAUGGAGCUUCAAGCUAUAUGGUUUUAAAGUGGGUACUUGAGAAGGGGUGCAUGAUUGAAGAGAAGUGCCCAUUUGUAGGUAGUAGACAACCUAACUCAAUUGGCAGAGAGCCAAUGUUUAAGUUUGAAACUCUUAAACCAGUUUUUCCGAAAGAUAUGUGGGAAGAGGUGGAAAAUCAGCCCAUAGUUGCUGAUGUGAUCGUAACAUCUGAAUUCACAGAUUUAGGCUCUGAUGACAUAUAUGUUGGUCCAGAUGAUCCAUCUGAUAUUGAUGAUAUAGGGAUGACACAUACGGUUUUGAUAGUCGGGCGUGUUACCAAGACAGAUGGAGGCAGGUUAGAAGAAUAUUAUAUCGUGAAGAAUUCUUGGGGGACAGAUUGGGCGAAUGGUGGGUAUGGGAAGAUAAGCCGAAAGCCGUAUAAGUUGAAGGAAGUGGUAGAUGGGAAACAUAAAACGUCCGAAUAUGAUCUGUUGCAUAAUGGCGUGUUUCCUGUUAAUGUCUAUAGUUUGUAA
This is a messenger RNA of Arachis stenosperma, 699 nucleotides long. RefSeq names its product KDEL-tailed cysteine endopeptidase CEP1-like. Lineage: Eukaryota; Viridiplantae; Streptophyta; Magnoliopsida; Fabales; Fabaceae. Bases 1 to 699 code for a protein of 232 amino acids. The record is from RefSeq and is a predicted model, not a curated record. Gene Ontology annotation, molecular function: cysteine-type endopeptidase activity. Gene Ontology annotation, cellular component: lysosome. The transcript is spliced from 3 exons.